CUCGUCAUGACCCAGGCCGAGCCAGAGUUGGUCCGAACUCGCGAUCGCUUAUAUACUGUCAGGAAAUUUCAUUUCCACCUUUCUCGGCAGCAAACGAAAGCUUUGGCAGCGGAGAGAUAGCAGAGUUCUCUCACCUCUCGUCUCUCUCUCUCAAAGCUUUCACCUCCCUUUCGACGAAAAACGCAGCAAUGGCUUUCUCCGAUUCCACCAAGAACUCGCUCAUCCCGAGCUUCCUCUACUCUUCUUCCUCCGUCUCCUCCAAGUCCUUCACCCUCUCCAAGCUCCUAAACUCCAGUCCCGCCGCCUCCCACCACUCCCCUUCCCUCAUGAGCAAGCCCGCCGCCGCCGGUGGCUUUGCUAUCCCCGCUCCCAGCGAGCCCGGGAAGAUCGAGAUGUACUCUCCGGCUUUCUACGCCGCCUGUACCGCCGGCGGUAUCCUCAGCUGCGGUCUCACUCACAUGGCCGUCACUCCUCUUGACCUCGUCAAGUGCAAUAUGCAGAUUGACCCUACCAAAUACAAGAGCAUCUCGUCUGGCUUCGGGGUGUUGCUCAAGGAGCAAGGUGUAAGAGGUUUCUUCAGGGGAUGGGUGCCUACUCUCCUUGGUUACAGUGCUCAGGGCGCCUGCAAGUUUGGCUUCUAUGAAUUCUUCAAGAAGUACUACUCUGAUAUUGCUGGCCCCGAGUAUUCUGCCAAGUACAAGACCUUGAUCUACCUUGCUGGUUCUGCCUCUGCUGAGGUGAUUGCUGACAUUGCUCUUUGCCCGUUUGAGGCAGUGAAGGUUAGAGUGCAGACUCAGCCUGGGUUCGCCAGAGGUCUCUCUGAUGGUCUGCCCAAGUUCGUGAGAUCUGAAGGUGCUUUGGGAUUGUACAAGGGUCUUGUUCCUCUCUGGGGACGCCAAAUUCCUUACACCAUGAUGAAGUUUGCUUCCUUCGAGAUGAUUGUGGAGCUCAUCUACAAACAUGCAAUCCCCCAGCCGAAGAGCGAAUGCAGCAAAGGACUGCAGCUUGGUGUGAGCUUUGCUGGUGGGUAUGUUGCUGGUGUUUUGUGCGCAAUUGUCUCCCAUCCAGCUGACAACCUUGUGUCUUUCCUCAACAAUGCCAAGGGAGCUACCGUUGGUGAUGCUGUGAAGAAGAUUGGGAUGGUUGGUCUGUUCACUCGUGGGCUUCCUCUGCGUAUUGUCAUGAUUGGAACUCUCACUGGAGCUCAAUGGGGUAUCUAUGAUGCAUUCAAGGUUUUCGUUGGCCUGCCAACCACUGGUGGUGUUACCCCUGCACCAGCUGCACUUCCUUCUACCGAGACUGCAGAGGCCUAGGACGAUGAAUUGAAGAUCUGAUCGAUUUUGGUUGCUUUCUGUGAAGUUUGGUAAAGAGCUAUAGGACAAAUAAGCGGGAACUAGAAGGUGGAUUCAUAGCCUUAAAUGACACUGUUGAAGAUUUACUCCCUUUUGUUGGGUAAGAUACCCAGACGUUAUAAGCCAUUUUUGUCGAAGUUGACUAUUCUAGGUUUUGGAUUUUGAGGGCGGGGGAUGUUUCUGCGUCCCUUGGGAAAUUUGAUGCAGACAAAUGCAUUUAUUUGGUUAGUAAAAAGAAAAGGGUAACCUUGGCUACAAUUGGUGUGACUAGGAUGCGUUUGCACAGCACAAUUUUAUUCAAUUCAAAUGGUAGCUUACUGCGCUUAUGCAAUGUGAUUCC
This is a messenger RNA of Linum tenue, 1692 nucleotides long. The record is from the annotation of a GenBank genome assembly. NCBI's taxonomy places the organism in Eukaryota, Viridiplantae, Streptophyta, Magnoliopsida, Malpighiales, Linaceae.